AUGGCCGCCGCGCUCAGGUGCCCGGCCUCCGUCAGGGUCUCGGGCCCCGCCGCCGCGGGGCUCGCCAAGGUGCGCCAGGCGUCCAGAGUCGUCGCGGUGAGCGGGGCCCGGCAGAGCCGCGGCGGCGGCGUCGCCGUGCGGGCGUCGCUGUUCUCGCCCAAGCCCGCGGCGGCCAAGGACGCGCGGCCGACCAAGGUGCAGGAGCUGUACGUGUACGAGAUCAACGAGCGGGACCGCGAGAGCCCCGCGUACCUGCGCCUCAGCGCCAAGCAGACGGAGAACGCGCUGGGCGACCUCGUCCCCUUCACCAACAAGGUGUACAACGGCAGCCUGGACAAGCGGCUGGGCGUCACCGCGGGCAUCUGCGUGCUCAUCCAGCACGUCCCCGACCGCAACGGCGACCGCUACGAGGCCAUCUACAGCUUCUACUUCGGAGACUACGGCCACAUCUCGGUGCAGGGCCCGUACCUGACCUACGAGGAGUCGUACCUGGCGGUCACCGGCGGCUCCGGCGUCUUCGAGGGCGUCUACGGCCAGGUCAAGCUCAACCAGAUCGUCUUCCCCUUCAAGAUCUUCUACACCUUCUACCUCCGGGGCAUCCCGGACCUGCCCAGGGACCUGCUCUGCACGCCCGUCCCGCCGUCGCCCACCGUCGAGCCCACCCCCGCCGCCAGGGCCGCCGAGCCGCACGCAUCCCUCGACAACUACACCAACUGA
Messenger RNA from Zea mays, 717 nucleotides. RefSeq names its product allene-oxide cyclase1 (gene aoc1). The coding region runs from base 1 to 717 and encodes 238 amino acids. Gene Ontology annotation, molecular function: allene-oxide cyclase activity. NCBI's taxonomy places the organism in Eukaryota, Viridiplantae, Streptophyta, Magnoliopsida, Poales, Poaceae. The record is from RefSeq and is marked provisional. The transcript is spliced from 2 exons. Gene Ontology annotation, biological process: jasmonic acid biosynthetic process.